UAAAUUGGGUUUGUUAUCCGGGUUGUGACUUCUGAAUUGGUUUUACGGGUCGGGUCUGUGUUCGGAUCUAGGCGGCAUGCUCAUGACCCUACCCGGAAUAAAAAGAAUACUCCUCAAAUAAUCCUCCGCCUUGUCCGUCGCCGUCGAAGGAUGAAGAGGCUGAAGGGGUCUAUGCCGACGCCACCGACAACUCCUCCGUCCCCUCGACAUCGGCGAUCCUUGACCAAAACUCCCAAUCCUAUUUCCAGCAAACGAUGCAAUAUUCUUAAAAAUCCUCAACUAUUUCCAGAACUCGCCAUCAAUUGGAAGCCGCUCAACAUUGACAAGACCGAGCUCUACUUGCCGCUCACUUUUCCGACCGGGCAGACGUUCCGGUGGAAGAAGACCGGGCCUUCGCAAUACACUGGCCCGAUCGGGUCACACCUGGUCUCGCUCAAACAACUGGACGACGAUGGCGUGGGAUACCAUUGUCAUUUCACGGAGAACGAGGACAUUGCGAGGAUCGAUCUUUCUGAUUUUCUAAAUUUGGGGAUUUCGUUGAAGGAGAUGUGGGACGAAUUUAGGGCUUCGGACGAGAGAUUUGCGCAGCUGGCACUCUACCUGGAGGGGGCUAGGGUUUUGCGCCAGGAUCCGUUGGAGUGCUUGAUUCAGUUCAUCUGCUCGUCGAAUAACCACAUACAGAGGAUUACCAAGAUGGUGGAUUUCAUUUCGUCCAAGGGGAGGCUUUUGGGGAACGUGGGAGGGUUUGAUUUCUUCGAGUUCCCAACUCUGGAAAGGUUGGCACUGGUAACGGAGGGAGAGCUUAGAGAGGCUGGAUUUGGAUACAGGGCUAAAUACAUUGUUGGAACUGUGGCAGCUUUGCAAUCGAAACCCGGAGGAGGUGUGGAGUGGCUUGCUAGUUUUCGUAAAAUGGAUCUUCAAACAGCAAUCAAUGGCCUCUCUAGUCUACCUGGAGUUGGUCCCAAGGUUGCUGCCUGCAUCGCACUCUUCUCCUUAGAUCAACACCAUGCCAUUCCAGUCGAUACUCAUGUUUGGCAGAUUGCGACAAAGUAUGUUGUCCCUGAAUUGGCGGGUGCUCGCCUGACACCUAAAAUUUGCCAUCUUGUGGCCGAUGCAUUUGUGAGCAAGUAUGGGAAGUAUGCCGGUUGGGCGCAGACGCUGCUUUUCAUUUCUGAACUGCCUGCGCAAAAAGCAAUCUUGCUGCCGAGCACUGAAUCGUCAAACCGAGCUACGGUUCAGGCCGAAGCUGAGACAGUUAUGGAAGCAAAAGCAAAUUUGAAGCCACAAAAGAAAAAGCUUUGCAGAUAAGAACGAAUUCCAUACAGCAAUUUUGAUUGCUCCUAUCUGUGUGAUCUUUGUUGUUUGAUUUAGUUAGUUAUGCAUACAGCCAAGCUAACAGGUUCUUCUUUCUUGUACCUUGAUGAAUUCGAACCAUUCUUUCAAUUGGGCAUUUUUAUUACCUGAGAAA
Molecule: messenger RNA, 1468 nt
Organism: Andrographis paniculata
Lineage: Eukaryota; Viridiplantae; Streptophyta; Magnoliopsida; Lamiales; Acanthaceae
Product: N-glycosylase/DNA lyase OGG1
Exons: 3
Coding region: 151-1308 (385 amino acids)
Biological process (GO): nucleotide-excision repair; base-excision repair; base-excision repair, AP site formation
Cellular component (GO): nucleus
Molecular function (GO): damaged DNA binding; 8-oxo-7,8-dihydroguanine DNA N-glycosylase activity
Source: RefSeq, a predicted model, not a curated record